UGUUAACUUCUGUUUCGUUUUUCAUCGCAAAAACAAUGAAAAAUCACAAGAAAUAUGCUAAACUACCCCAAGAUUUAGAUUUACGUUUUCAACAACAAUUGGAUGUAGACACUGCUGCUACUGAUGAUUUUAAUUUAACCGGUUCUGGUUUGGACGACGACGACGAUAACAUACUGGGCGAUCAAGACGCGGUGGCGGAUGACGAAGACGAAGUCAUAGAAGACGACGACGAAGAGGACGAAGUAGUCUAUGCGACGGCAGCAGCUGCGGCCACGGGACUCAGCGGUACCGGUUCAUGCGGUUUACGUUUAGUGGGCGCUACGGCUGCCGCUCGUAAACAACAACUUAAUAAAAAAGUUCUUUCCGGCUUGGGAAGAGACAGUGUUAUUGAGACGGGGUCUACUUUAACCCACGAAAUGUUAUUAACAACUGCUGAAUCUUCAACAUAUAGUGCCUCUGAAGUGGCUGGGCGGCUGCAGGUGGACGUACGGACUGGCCUUAAAUGGACAGAGGCGAAAUAUAGAGCCAAAAUUAUCGGUCACAAUGAGCUUAAUGUUAUCGAAGAGGAUCCUACGUGGAAGAAAUACAUAGAGCAAUUUCGUAAUCCUUUAAUAUUAUUACUACUGGGUUCUGCUGUGGUUUCCAUAUGCAUGAGACAAUUUGACGAUGCCGUAAGCAUAACAAUAGCCAUCAUUAUAGUGGUGACGGUAGCUUUUAUUCAAGAGUAUCGUUCCGAGAAGAGUUUGGAAGAGCUGAAAAAAUUAGUACCGCCGGAGUGUCAUUGCCUGCGAGAAGGUCAUUUGGACACGUUUUUAGCGCGUGAACUAGUCCCGGGCGAUGUGGUUCAUUUAAAUGUAGGCGAUCGUGUGCCCGCCGAUGUACGAUUAUUUGAGGCUAUCGACUUGUCUAUCGAUGAAUCUUCAUUUACUGGCGAAACAGAACCUGCUCGCAAAUGCACUGAAUUGUUGUUGAAUAGUGCGGUUAAUAAGGAUCAUACGAAUAUGAAGAAUAUAGCUUUCAUGGGCACUUUGGUAAGAUGUGGCAAUGGAAAAGGUAUUGUGGUCAGCACCGGUGAACGCAGUGAGUUUGGUGAAGUGUUUAAAAUGAUGCAGGCGGAAGAGUCGCCGAAAACUCCAUUGCAAAAAUCAAUGGAUAUAUUAGGAGCCCAGCUUAGCUUUUAUUCUUUCAUCAUAAUAGGAGUAAUUAUGCUGCUAGGAUGGUUGCAGGGCAAACCAUUGGUGGAUAUGUUUAAUAUCAGCGUUUCGUUGGCAGUGGCAGCAAUACCUGAAGGCUUACCGAUCGUAGUCACCGUGACUUUGGCUUUAGGUGUGAUGCGUAUGGCAAAACGGAAUUGCAUAGUGAAGAAAUUGCCCACUGUAGAAACCUUAGGCUGCGUUAAUGUCAUCUGUUCAGAUAAGACAGGAACGCUAACCAAAAAUGAAAUGACUGUUACUGUUAUUAUCACAAGCGACGGAUACAUGGCUGAUGUUACAGGUGCUGGCUACAAUGAUCAAGGGGAAAUUCAUAUACGAAAUUGCAACAAUGUGGAAAUGGCCAAAACAAAUAUUACUAAUCUUUUGGAAAUUGGCGCCGUUUGUAAUAAUGCUUACAUACAGAACGGUGUGUUGUUGGGUCAGCCAACGGAAGGUGCUUUGAUAGCGGCCGCUAUGAAAAAUGGCAUGUACGCCACAGCCGAAAAUUAUGUACGCAUACAAGAGUACCCCUUCUCAUCUGAACAAAAAAUGAUGGCUGUCAAGUGCAUACACAAAUAUAAUAACAACAAAGAAGAGAUAUUCUUCGCCAAAGGAGCUUUGGAUAUGUUACUACCGCAAUGUACUAAAUAUCAAUACGGUGGCCAAACAGUUCCCUUGACUAAGCAAAAUGAAGCAGAAUUUUUGGCUGAGGCUUAUGAAAUUGGGCGUAAAGGUUUGCGUGUCUUGGCUUUGGCUAAGGGUAAAAGUUUGCAAGAUUUAAUUUACUGCGGUCUAGUAGGCAUCACAGACCCACCUCGGCCACUGGUCAGGGAGUCAAUAGAAUUGUUGAUGCAGAGCGGGGUGAGAGUGAAAAUGGUGACCGGCGAUGCGCAAGAGACGGCAAUGGCUAUCGCCAGCCUUAUUGGCAUCGAUACAAUACAUCAUCAAACAUUGUCUGGCCAAGAAAUCGAUCAAAUGAAUGAACACCAAUUGGAUAAAGUGGCAAAUAACGUAAGUGUUUUUUAUCGUGUAACGCCACGUCAUAAAUUGGCUAUAGUCAAGUCUUUGCAACGCACUGGCAAUAUUGUUGGCAUGACAGGCGACGGUGUAAACGAUGGCGUAGCUUUGAAAAAGGCCGACAUAGGCAUUGCUAUGGGUAAAAAUGGUACGGACGUGUGUAAAGAGGCUGCCGACAUGAUAUUGGUAACUGAUGAUUUCCAUACCAUAAUCGCCGCUAUAGAGGAGGGCAAGGCUAUAUUUUAUAAUAUAAGAAAUUUCGUAAGAUUUCAGUUGAGUACUUCGAUUGCCGCUUUGUCUUUGAUUGCCUUGGCCACUCUUAUGGGCAUAGCCAAUCCUUUAAAUGCUAUGCAAAUAUUAUGGAUUAACAUUAUAAUGGACGGGCCGCCGGCUCAAAGUUUGGGAGUUGAACCGGUCGAUCAUGAUGUUUUAAAGCAGAAACCUCGCAACGUUAAACAACCGAUGAUUACCAGAUCGGUAAUCGUGAACGUUUUGCUAAGUGCCAGCAUUAUCAUUUUGGGCACGUUGUGGGUAUUUCAGAGAGAAAUGGUUGAUGGAUCUUUGGGCAAAACUAAACGCGAUACAACAAUGACUUUUACGUGUUUCGUAUUCUUCGAUAUGUUUAACGCUCUCUCCUGCCGAUCACAAACCAAAAGUGUUUUCACCAUUGGUCUAACCUCGAAUCGGAUGUUCCUUUUCGCAGUAGCCUUCUCAAUUAUUGGUCAAAUGCUGGUUAUUUAUUUUCCACCACUCCAAAUGGUCUUUCAAACAGAAUCGCUAUCAGCUUACGAUAUAUUGUUUCUGCUCUCGCUAACCUCCUCAGUGCUAAUAGUCGCCGAAAUUAAAAAAUGGUUUGAACGUACCAUGGAACGUAAAAUUUACAAGUCACGUUCCGAAUUGGAUUUCGUAUGACAAAACGCAAGCGCUGGAAGAUUGUUAAAUGAAAAGAAAUUCCAUUAAAUUUUUGGUUUUACACAGUUGAAAUAAUAAUAAUAA
Messenger RNA from Glossina fuscipes, 3206 nucleotides. It is a transcript of the gene SPoCk, whose product is annotated as calcium-transporting ATPase type 2C member 1. Bases 36 to 3122 code for a protein of 1028 amino acids. Gene Ontology annotation, biological process: calcium ion transmembrane transport; intracellular calcium ion homeostasis; manganese ion transport. Gene Ontology annotation, molecular function: ATP binding; P-type calcium transporter activity; ATP hydrolysis activity. The transcript has 5 exons. NCBI's taxonomy places the organism in Eukaryota, Metazoa, Arthropoda, Insecta, Diptera, Glossinidae. Gene Ontology annotation, cellular component: Golgi membrane; endoplasmic reticulum; plasma membrane. The record is from RefSeq and is a predicted model, not a curated record.